This is a messenger RNA of Rhincodon typus (whale shark), 2321 nucleotides long. RefSeq names its product BCL2 associated athanogene 2 (gene bag2). The record is from RefSeq and is a predicted model, not a curated record. Gene Ontology annotation, molecular function: adenyl-nucleotide exchange factor activity; protein-folding chaperone binding. The transcript is spliced from 3 exons. Gene Ontology annotation, biological process: protein stabilization. NCBI's taxonomy places the organism in Eukaryota, Metazoa, Chordata, Chondrichthyes, Orectolobiformes, Rhincodontidae. Bases 98 to 724 code for a protein of 208 amino acids.
CGAGCAGAUCCCACAGCAAGAGGAACCAAGAUUCCCGGAGGAACGGGAGAGAGAGAGAGAGAAAGGCCAGUUGACAGCCCUGAAGCUUGUCAGCACCAUGGCCCAGUGUAAGGUUAAUCAGGUAAAGGGGAACGAUGUAGAAAACAAGUUCUUCCGCUCUGUGUCCAUGGCAGAUCGAUCGGGGCGGCUACUGGAGACACUGGACAACUUAGAGCUGAGGGUGGAAGCUUUGCGGGAAGCAGCAGCUUCAAUGGAGCAAGAAAAGGAGACCCUCCUGGAACUGAUCCAAAGUGUGCAGAACAGCCAGGAUAUGAAGCAUAUUAGUGAUGGCGAACGGGAAGAACUCAACUUAACAGCCGAUCGUCUCAUUGGCCGAACCCUAACAGUGACGGUUUCUGUGGAAACGAUCCGGAGCCUUCAGCAGGAGGAGGCCCUCAGCAAGGCCACUGCAUUGAUUGAUGAGGCGGUCAGCAAGAUCCUGGAGGAUUUGAGAAGCACCAAGAACAGCUUAAUGGCUCUCUACAAUGCCUGCUCCUCUGACGCCCCUCAGGGCCCAGUUGACCAGAAGUUCCAAUCCAUAAUCAUAGGCUGUGCCUUGGAAGAUCAGAAAAAAAUCAAAAGCAGACUGGAAAAGCUGAUUAGAAAUGUCUCCAAUGCUAACAGAUCGAUCACCCUGUUGGACCAGCAGAAAGCGAAGCCUGGCAACUACAAUCAUGUUUACUGAAUCACUCCAUACCUGUGCUAUUUAAACAACAAAAUAUACUUAGCCACAUUGACACCAUCUUGUCAGUGAGUUACAGGUCGGAUGACUUGUAGCAAAGCUCCCGGCAGAUGGUCUCUUUUACAGCAAGAGGGGUCUAUUAACUCAGCAAACCGUCUAUUUAAACUACAAGCUGCAGAAAACACACAGUCUAUAGAGUCUGUUUAAAGGAGUCACUGCUAAUUGCAUCAAAUCAUGCUUAUGAAAAUAUUAGCAAACAGAACUCAUGGCCUUAUAAAACCUCCUGAGAAAAGCAAGGUUAUAUUUGCAUAAUUAAUUCAGUGUGUGGAGGAUAGUUACAUAAAACAAAUUAUGUGCAUAAACCAAUCCCAGUCAUCAUCAGUUCAGUCUCCAGGCGUACUCGUCAGAAGCUAUUAUCCAGUCAUCUCAAUCUAACUGGUAAUUGUGGUGUCACUACAUGCAACCCAAGAUAUGUUGACUAUAACAACGGCACUGGCACAUCAAGGAGUAACGUCCCCCUCAAAGGAAUCCUAGAUAGGAAGAAUGUGAGAUGAUUUAAGAGCCUGGAGAUACUGCUGGAGGCAAUACUCAAAAGUGAAUUGUAAUAGGUGGUAAAUCUUUCCCAUAAAUGAGUGAUAGAUACUUCCAAGGUCAAUUUCCAGUUGAAUAUACUACUGUCCAGUGUACCUUUGGUCUUUUUGCGAUUGUAUGGUUUGUGGAGACUUCCAUUCUUCAUAUGCAGACAUUCCUGAUGAGGAUUAUUUUAGUGCAGAACAUGACUGUUAAUUACAACAUCCACAAUAACAAGUAUUUUUGUGACUGCCUGCGCUCUGAUUAGGGAAAUCUCCCACAAUGUAACUAAGUAACCUGAUUUUAAAUAAAAGGAAUGAUAUUAAAACAUUCUAUAUUAGGUCCACUUACCAGUUUUAUUGGUGUAAAACUGUCAGUUUCUUAGCAAAUUAGUUUUAUUAUAUUAAAAAAAUCUUGAAAAUAUGCCCAUAUGUUCUUGUGAAAAGAGAAAAUGUAAUUUUAAAAGCCUUCUUGAAGGCUUGCCAACAAGCAGAAAUGCUGCAUGGGGAUUAAUUGUAUUUUGGGGUGUGGUCAGCUUUAAGAACAAUGUUUUUUAUAGACACUAAAUUAGAAUUAUUAUUUUAAAGCAAAAAAAUUAUGGAAAUGCAAUUGGCAUUAUGUAAUUUGUUUUUGAACCUCCAUGUUUUUUGAGGUCAGGUUUAAUUGAUUUUGGGCAGAAAGAGAAAAGUGCAUCAGAGUGGAAACUCUGACUCAGUAGUUCCAUUUAACACGUGUCUUAAAGAUUUUAAAAUACUGACUGGAAUCGAUGGUGAUGAUAUUGUACUAAGAUACAAAAGAGCAAAAAUGAUAGCUGAUUUCUUCCUACAAUACACGGCUGAAAUAUUAUUGUACGCUUGCAUUACUCACCCUAUAUGAGUGGGUUUUUCUGUAGUACCUUUCUUAAAGUUGAUUUUCACUGCUGUGAAUAAAGACUCCAAACUGGCAUUUAUAUAAAUGCCACAAAUAAAACAAGGUUCUUCAUUUCUGACAUUUUCAGCUCUAGAUAUCUGCAGAUCCAAAUGAAAAUGAG